Molecule: messenger RNA, 2963 nt
Organism: Vespula vulgaris
Lineage: Eukaryota; Metazoa; Arthropoda; Insecta; Hymenoptera; Vespidae
Product: E3 ubiquitin-protein ligase RNF130-like
Exons: 3
Coding region: 329-727 (132 amino acids)
Biological process (GO): ubiquitin-dependent protein catabolic process
Molecular function (GO): ubiquitin protein ligase activity
Source: RefSeq, a predicted model, not a curated record
GUACGUUCUUCCCAUUUUACUGGAAUGGAUGGUUGUUUUUUGCCACGUUAUGUUCUUCUUACGUAUAAGGGAAAGAGUGAGAAAGAAAUUAACAUUUAACCAUUAUUGUUGAUCUGAAUGUUCUUUACAAAUAGAUAUCUUCUUUACGUCAUGAAAAUUUUCAUAGUGAAUCAAAUUUCAUAGUGAAGUCAAAUUUCACGUAGUGUUGACGACAAAAAAAGAAUUCACCGCACGUUGUAUAUUCUAUUAAAUAUAACAAUUGCGAUUCUUUUCAUAUUAUCAUUCAAUAAAUCUCAAUUUAUUUAACGAUCGAUUUAUCUUAUUAUAAAUGGCAAUUCAAGGUAUUACUAUAGUAGCACUUACAUUCGGUUUAGCAAGUUUGUUAUAUUAUUUUCUUGCCAAUAAUGGAAGACAAGAACAAUCAUAUGGAUAUAAUAAUUCUGGAGGUCCCAAUGGUCCUGAUAUUGGAAUGUCUCCUAAUUAUUUCACUGCCGUAAAUCCAUCAUCGAACAACGAACAACAAAAUCAAUAUCGGAAAAGACGAUCGAAGAGAGUUCCAUUUAAAGAUGUCUGUACCAUCUGCUUUCAAAGUGUUUCGGAUCAAGAUAGAAUGCUUUCAUGUGGUCAUUGCUUUCAUGAAAAAUGUAUUCAAGAUUGGAGAACACAAGGCCCAAUGGAAUCGCGUAAUACUUGCCCUACCUGCAGGGAGAAGUAUCAAAGUAUCUAGUGAUAUAAAUGAAUAGCUCAUUUUUUAAUUGACACAAGGAGUGCAAGUUAUAAAUAGUGUUAUAAUUAUUGAUUUAGAAGAACAAAAAAGAUUGGUUGCUUAAAAAGCAUCCAUUGUUUAAUCAUUUAAUGAUUUAAUGGUUGAGUGUAAAAUAUAUUUAAGAUUUUGUUCAAUGUUGAAUAAUUAGUAACAAAAUAUCUUGUGAUUACUAUGAAACUUUUGUGAUAUAUAAUUUAAAAUUAUUGUUGAUAUCUUAUAUAACAACUAUGAGAUUUAAAAUAUUUUCUUCACUUCACUUCACUUUACAUUAGAUUUUAUGCAUAAAAUUUAAAAAUCAUUUAUGUUAGUAUUUAGUAAAGAUUGAAAGACGUGUUUCUUCAUAUGUAUUAUAAUAAUGGCAACUUCAUACAGGAUGAAUCACCAAAUACAGUGAAAACUAUCUGAAUAUCUUUCAGUUUUGAAAAUAAGAACAAACAUUUCAAGUAAAAGUUCUUUUUCAUUGUUAUACAUGGAAAUUUUUCUCAGAUGAAGAUUGUUAGAAAAAAGUAGUCACUUUCAUUUUUCUUAAAUAAAAACAUACAUCAGAAAUACCUAUUGUUAAUAGUUAAGAUAGUGCAUUAUAAUAUAAUUCAACAUAUUUAAAUUAUACAUUUUUUCUAUCUUUAAAAUCGUGAAAGAUGGUAAGAUAACUAAUAGCUUAUUUUAAGUGACUCACUCUAUAUCCAUUCUAAUAAAACCUAUAUAAUUAAUAUCUUCUUAAAUUCAUUGUUCUCUUAUGAAAGAUAUGUGUAAGAUUUACAUAAAAUUUUUAAUUAUGUUUUGUCUUUUCAAGUUUUAAGGGUUUAUGAACUAUUAACUGUGAUUCUCUAAAAUAAUUAAUGCAAUAAUUGCCUUAUUUGGUAGAAAUUAUUUUGAUAGAAAUAAAUUUAUUUAUAUUUCGAAAUUGUUAAAUGAUAAUAUUUAUUUUUAUUUAUAAAAGAAAUAUCAAAAUAUUUGAAAAAAGAGAAAAUUUGUAUGUCAAUAUUUGUAUAAAAUACUAUUAUAUGUGAUUUGUUACUGUAUUAUAACAACAUUGAAAUCAUCUAAUAUUGUAAUUCUUAAUAUUUAAUUAAAAGAACAUUUCAUACAAAAUUGAAACCUUAUAGCAAUUUUUGAAUUUUACGAUUAUUAUUUUUGUAUUAUUUAAAUACGAUUAUAAAUUAAAAAAUUGAGUAAGCAAGUUCAAAACAUAUAAAAAUAAAUACAUUAGCCAAUGGGUAUGUAACCCACGUACGGAUGAAAGGGCGUGUGUAUAUAGAAUAUUAAAAAAGUUAUCAACAGUCUACCAAUUUGUAAUAUCCGCUUAAUAAAUAAGAAAGUUUUAACAAAUAAUGAACUGUAUAGUAUAUCUACCAAAGAUUUAUUUGAAAAUAAUAAAUCUGUAUAAACUAUGAAUUAUUAAGAAGUUUCAUGUUUGUCAGAUAUAAAUCCAUAAAACUUUUAUUUGUGAAGAUAAUUAAAAACUAUAUGCUACAAGUAUAUAAUUUAUCUUGUUAGUUAAAUUAAUCUAAUAAUUGAACUCUUAUAAAAUAAGAGGAUCCAUAAAAAUUUUAUAGGCCUGAAAUAAAUAAUUUUUGAAUUCACUUUUGUUAAGACCUUUUUGUUUAUUUUGAUGAGUACUUCCAAUUAUCUUAAAAUUUGGUAAUUUGUCUUCAAUAUCUUGUACAACUCCAAGUGAUGUAUUAUAAAAUAUAAGUUAAAUGUUAAGAUUUGAAACAUAUUUUGUAUUUAGAACAAAUACUGUUAAAUAUCCAUUUCGUUAUAAAACAUUAUAAAGCGAUUAUAAUGUUAUAAAAUACGACAUACACAAAAAUUCGUUUUUUAUCAUAUAGUGAUAGAAAUAUUAUAUAUUGCUAUAGUUAUAGGCAAGUUAGAUUAAAGUUUAUAAGAACAUGUGAUUUUGUUAAUAAAUAAGAUGACAAAUAAAAAUGUCUUAUUACAGUAAUGACACUGCAGUGUAAUCAUAGUAUCAAUAAUAGUUAUAGAACAAUAAGUAAAAUUAUAAUAAUAACAUUAUAAUGAUAUAGUAGGCAAGUCAGAAUUAAUUGAAACUAUUCUACUUUCGUUGCCGUUCUUUUAUAAAUAUUAGCGCGUUCAAGUUAAUUUAUAUUUUAAUUAAAAAAUGAAUGAUACAUUAAUGUUAUUAAACGAUUAAUCAUUUUUUUUUUCUAUCCAAUAAAAAUAUUAUUUAUUCCCA